GUAACAGCUGAUUGGCGAAGAACAGACGUGAAGAAAAUUAAUGUACGGAUGGGGUAUUUUGACAUUUGAAAUGUCAAACAGCUAUCCUUUGAAUUAGAUCGAUAAAAUAAUUCGGAAAAGUGGGAGGAAAACUCCGGUUGGAAAAAAAUAUUGAUAAAAUAUUAAAAAGUCGAUUUUAAAUAAAUGCGCUAAUGAAAAGUGUUUGUGUUUCAAAAUUUAAGCUACUAAGGUGUAUUUAAUGCAAAAUGGGUGAAACUGCACCGAUGACUUUGCCAACCACCCAGGUGGUGGCAAGUACAAGUGCUACCAGCAGAGAAACGAUUACGCAGACACAACAGCAACCUCUAAAAGUGAAGGUGCUCAUAAUUGGUGCAGGCAUGGCAGGACUUUCGGCAGCGAAUCAUUUAAUACACAACGGUUGCAAUGAUUUUCGAAUUCUAGAAGCACGUACUCGAAUUGGUGGACGUAUUAUUUCGAUACCGCUCAGUUCGCAAAGAGUCGAACUUGGUGCGAACUGGAUACAUGGUGUUUUGGGUAAUCCGAUUUUUGAGAUUGCCGUACAGCACGGUCUAGUCAGUGUGGUUAACAUACCGAAACCACAUACGGUAGUUGCCACAACCGAAGAUGGAAAUCAGGUUCCUUUCAGUAUUCUUCAAGAGAUCUACGAGGCAUACGUUUGCUUUUUACGACGAUGUGAUGAGUACUUUAUGUGUCAAUAUAGCCCACCGCCGGAUAUAAAUAGCGUUGGUGAGCAUAUUAAUUACGAAAUUGAAAUUUACCUUAGCUCUGUAACAGACCCGAAGGAAAAACGCUUAAAACAAUUGAUUUUCAAUUGUUUACUCAAGCGUGAAACCUGUAUCACUGGCUGCACAAAUAUGAACGAAGUGGAUCUUUUAGAAUUAGGAAGUUACACAGAACUACAAGGUGGAAAUAUUGUGCCGCCGCAAGGCUAUAGUUCCAUUCUGCGCCCACUUUCCGUAUCUAUACCCAAAGAAGCAAUCAUUACCAAAUGUCCGGUAAAGAAAAUACAUUGGAAACGGAAAAAGACACCUACGGGUUUAGAAACGGUUGAUGAGAACUCAGAAGACGAUGAUGAUUCAGAUGAUACCGAGAAAACCGUUACAGAAGUACCAGUUGCUGGUGUAGUAUCAACUGCCACGGCUACUGCCCCUGUACGUGAGAAAUCGACUGAAUCAGAUGAGAACUGUGAUUCGAGUGGCAAUUUAAUUGAUGCUCCUGUGCGUGUUGACUGUGAAGACGGACGAACUUUUUAUGCUGAUCAUGUGAUAUGCACAAUACCACUGGGUGUACUGAAGGAAACGCAUAAAACUCUCUUCACUCCUGAAUUGCCGCACUAUAAACAAGAAGCAAUUGAAAAUUUAAUGUUUGGCACAGUUGAUAAAAUUUACCUUGAAUACGAUCGACCCUUCAUGAGUACCGCCAUUUCGGAAAUAAUGUUAUUAUGGGAUGAUGAUAAAUACGAUUUACAUCUUUCCGAUGAAGAACGUAAUUCAAAAGAGUUUUUAAGUAAAAAUUGGUACAAGAAAAUAUAUUCAUUUGCUAAAGUGUCGGAGACACUACUUCUGGGUUGGGUGUCGGGACGAGAAGCUGAUUACAUGGAAACAUUGUCACAUGAAGAAGUAGCUGAAAAAUGCACAGAAAUAUUACGGAAAUUCUUGAAAGACCCGUAUGUGCCGAAACCUAAACUAUGCGUAUGCACAAGUUGGAAAUCACAAACAUUUACGCGCGGCGCUUACACUUCGAUACCUAUUGGAGCAACACAAGAGGAUAUCGAGCUAUUGGCGCAGCCACUUUACGUCAACCCACAAGCGCAAAAGCCCGCAGUGUUGUUCGCAGGUGAGCAUACACACUCAAAUUUCUAUUCAACUGUACACGGUGCCUAUUUAACUGGUCGAACUGCCGCGCAAUAUAUUCUCUCUGCGGAGGAACCGAUCGAAGUCGUUAUGGAAGCUGAUACCAGCGAUUUGAGUUCUUGGAUACAAGGCAUAUCGUUGGAAUAAAUCUAAAAUGAAAUUUAAAUCCAACACAGCAUUCAUCACGAGCAGUGGGCAAUACAAAGGCAACGAGUACAUUCGAGAAAAAUAAUGAAUUGAGUCAGUGAACUUCCAUUGAAGUGUGGCUUUGUAUUGAACGUUUGCAACUUUUAAGCGACUUAGUAAAACUUUUAAAUAUUUACUACUUUACAAUGUAUAUGCAUAUAUGUAUGCAUAGAGUUGCCUUGGUUAAUUUAACUUUUGUGAUUCUUAAUCACAAUCAAGAUCCUAAGCCUAAUAGUCUAUAAUUUAUUUCCGAUAACUUUUUUUUUUUUACAAAUAUUUGAACUUUUAGCAAGUAAUCAUUAUGCUUCGGUACUUUUAUAAAGUGCGAUAUACGUGAUAUCCAUAUAAGUUGAGAAUAUGACGUUAAAAAAAUAUACAUUGCA
Molecule: messenger RNA, 2443 nt
Organism: Ceratitis capitata (Mediterranean fruit fly)
Lineage: Eukaryota; Metazoa; Arthropoda; Insecta; Diptera; Tephritidae
Product: peroxisomal N(1)-acetyl-spermine/spermidine oxidase
Exons: 5
Coding region: 246-2021 (591 amino acids)
Molecular function (GO): polyamine oxidase activity
Source: RefSeq, a predicted model, not a curated record